UUCGUCCCCAUCGCCCACAUAGUGGCCGUUGUGUUCACUAUCAUCGAGCUCGGCCUCGUCGCCUACCUCGUCUCCACCUACGAUGGCGGCAGCUACGGUUACGGCUACGGCUGGUACUGGAACGCCAGCCCAGAUCGCCUCAACUUUCAGCUUUUCACUGCCGUCUGGUCUCUGCUCGUCCUCGCCUACGUGGGGCUCACCCCGCUCUACAUGACCAGCAUCUUCCACAAGCUGGCUGCCCUCGCCCUUGAGUCUAUUACCAUGAUCUUUUGGUUUGCCGGUUCCAUCGCCCUGGCCGUCUUUUUUGGGGCCCCGGCCUGUCAUGGGAAUAUCUGGUGUGGCUCCUUUGAGGCCGCUAUCGCCUUUGGCUUUUUCUUGUGGGCCAUUUUCCUCUUCCUCGUCGUUCUCGACGCCAUCGAGGCCCUGCGGUCUCGU
Cryphonectria parasitica EP155 is the source of this 435-nucleotide messenger RNA. RefSeq lists its product as uncharacterized. The transcript is spliced from 2 exons. The annotation marks the transcript as partial. Lineage: Eukaryota; Fungi; Ascomycota; Sordariomycetes; Diaporthales; Cryphonectriaceae. The record is from RefSeq and is a predicted model, not a curated record. Gene Ontology annotation, cellular component: membrane.